AUGCUGGGAAGUCACCAAGUGCCCAGCACAAUUUCUUUCCUACCCAAGGGAAAAAAUUACAGUAAGAACCUGCAGGAAAUUUCCCACAAGGGAAAAUGUUUCCAACUCUUCCACUUUUUAAAAUUUAUUCCUACUCCCAAGAUCCAGACAUUUAACGUGGAUGCACCAUGCCAGACCGUAGAAGAUUUAACGAAUGGGGUUGUGAUGGCCCAGGUUCUUCAAAAAAUAAACUGCCAAAGUGUUUCCAAAGUGGAUGUGCCAUUUGUGGUCCCACAAGCAGUGUAUGAAUGUUCCUAUUGCACCACAGUUUCACCAUCACUUGUAAGAGAUCCUGCAUAUUUUGAUGAAAAUUGGCUGAACAGAAUCAAAACCGAAGUAGGAGAUAAUUGGAGGCUAAAGAUAAGCAAUUUAAAGAAAAUUUUAAAAGGAAUCCUGGAUUACAAUCAUGAGAUUUUAGGACAGCAAAUUAAUGACUUUACCCUUCCUGAUGUGAACCUCAUUGGGGAACAUUCUGAUGCUGCAGAGCUCGGAAGGAUGCUUCAGCUCAUCUUAGGCUGUGCUGUGAACUGCGAACAGAAGCAAGAGUACAUCCAAGCCAUUAUGAUGAUGGAGGAAUCUGUUCAACAUGUUGUCAUGACAGCCAUUCAAGAGCUGAUGAGUAAGGAAUCUCCUGUCUCUGCUGGAAAUGAUGCCUAUGUUGACCUUGAUCGCCAGUUGAAGAAAACUACGGAGGAACUAAAUGAAGCUCUGUCAGCAAAGGAAGAAAUCGCUCAAAGGUGCCAUGAACUGGAUAUGCAGGUUGCAGCAUUGCAAGAGGAGAAAAGUAGUCUUUUGGCAGAGAAUCAGGUAUUAAUGGAAAGACUUAAUCAAUCUGAUUCUAUAGAAGAUCCGAACAGUCCUGCAGGAAGAAGGCAUCUGCAGCUUCAAACUCAAUUAGAACAACUCCAAGAAGAAACAUUCAGACUAGAAGCAGCCAAAGAUGAUUAUCGUAUACGCUGUGAAGAGUUAGAAAAGGAAAUCUCUGAACUCCGGCAACAGAAUGAUGAACUAACCACUUUGGCAGAUGAUGCUCAGUCUUUAAAAGAUGAAAUAGAUGUUCUUAGACAUUCUUCUGAUAAAGUGUCUAAACUAGAAGGCCAAGUGGAAUCAUAUAAAAAGAAGCUAGAAGAUCUUGGUGAUUUGAGGCGUCAGGUUAAACUCUUAGAAGAAAAGAAUACUAUGUAUAUGCAGAACACUGUCAGUCUAGAGGAAGAGUUAAGAAAAGCCAAUGCAGCUCGAAGUCAACUUGAGACAUAUAAGAGACAGGUAGUAGAACUACAAAAUAGAUUAUCUGAAGAAUCGAAGAAAGCAGAUAAAUUAGAUUUUGAAUAUAAGCGGCUAAAAGAAAAAGUUGACAGUCUUCAAAAAGAAAAAGAUAGGUUAAGAACAGAAAGGGAUUCUCUGAAGGAAACCAUUGAAGAGCUUCGUUGUGUACAGGCACAAGAAGGACAGCUCACAACUCAAGGUAAAAACAUUUCAGUAGCUCAAUAUUGCAUCAGUGUACUACAUAAUCAGCUUUUCUUUUGUUCAUUCAGGGAGAAACUUAUUCGUCUUCAGCAUGAGAAUAAGAUGUUAAAAAUUAACCAAGAGGGUUCAGACAAUGAAAAAAUUGCCUUAUUGCAGAGUCUUCUGGAUGAUGCAAACCUACGCAAGAAUGAACUGGAGACAGAGAAUAGGCUGGUGAAUCAAAGACUUCUGGAAGUACAGUCACAAGUUGAAGAACUGCAAAAAUCUUUACAGGAUCAAGGCUCAAAAGCAGAAGAUGCUAUUUCAGUUCUUCUAAAAAAGAAGCUUGAAGAACAUCUGGAGAAGCUGCAUGAAGCCAAUAAUGAAUUGCAGAAGAAGAGAGCCAUUAUUGAAGAUCUUGAGCCACGAUUUAAUAACAGCUCCUUAAAAAUUGAAGAACUGCAAGAAGCUUUACGAAAGAAAGAAGAGGAAAUGAAACAAAUGGAAGAACGAUAUAAAAAAUACUUAGAGAAAGCCAAAAGUGUAACUAGUAGACCAUCCUACUCCAGUAUUCAAGAAAGACCCCCAGCUCUGGUUUGGGGCCUCUGUUGUGGGCUGUCAGGAACUUUUCUUAAUUUGCUUGAGAAUGCAAGCCUGCCUGAAGUGAAGAAAAACACCCUGGAGGGAAUGACCCUGCAUAAAAAGGCGGCUGAAGAUAGACUUGCUAGUACAGGUUCAGGGCAGUCAUUUCUGGCUAGGCAAAGACAAGCAACCAGCACAAGAAGAUCUUAUCCGGGCCAUGUUCAACCAGCCACAGCAAGGUAG
Puma concolor (puma) is the source of this 2310-nucleotide messenger RNA. The record is from RefSeq and is a predicted model, not a curated record. Lineage: Eukaryota; Metazoa; Chordata; Mammalia; Carnivora; Felidae.